AGCCGUGGAGAUAGAGAGAGAGAGAGAGAGAGAGAGAGAGUGUGUGUGUGUGUGUGCGCGCGUGCGUUGAUCAUGGUGCGGAAGGCGAAGGUGGAGUUCGACGAGCAGGCGCCGGACGGGUUCGACCCGGCGAAUCCGUACGGGGACCCGGUGGCGAUGCUGGAGAUGCGGGAGCACCUGGUGCGGGAGAAGUGGAUCCAGAUCGAGACGGCCAAGAUCCUCCGCGACCGCCUCCGCUGGUGCUACCGCAUCGAGGGCGUCAACCACAUCCAGAAGUGCCGCCACCUCGCCCGCCAGUACCUCGACGCCACCCGCGGCGUCGGCUGGGGCAAGGACUCCCGCCCCCCCGAACUCCACGGGCCCAAAAAGGAUCUUGAUGAUUGAUUAGUUCUUCCUCCCUUCUCAAGAAGAAUAAGGAGGAGAACAAGUCAAUUAAGCUGCGGUGAGGCGGUCAGGGUAAAUGAGGGCAGUGCCAACCACUUGUUUAAAUGGUUUUUUGUCUCUUAAACUUACUUCCCGGCACGCGGUGCCUGUUUUCAGAAGUCCAUUACUUGUUGAACUUCAUAAUAAUGGAUAACGGAGAAGUUUGCAUUGCUUCCUCCUUUCUGUUUUCUUUUGUUGUCAAAAGAACAAAAUAUUUAUUACCGUUUGCUUUGCACAGCAUCUGAUCUCAUAUUUUGUCGGUUCUACUUCUCAUUUCAAAUGGUGAUCUCCAAUAUAGUAAGUCGAGCAUCAAUGGCUAGCACGGAACUGCGUGUGUUUGCUUCGGAGUGAAAAUAAAAAGGUUCUUCAUUGGCCUAGUAA
Molecule: messenger RNA, 804 nt
Organism: Ananas comosus (pineapple)
Lineage: Eukaryota; Viridiplantae; Streptophyta; Magnoliopsida; Poales; Bromeliaceae
Product: NADH dehydrogenase [ubiquinone] 1 beta subcomplex subunit 10-B-like
Exons: 3
Coding region: 73-384 (103 amino acids)
Source: RefSeq, a predicted model, not a curated record